Molecule: messenger RNA, 1368 nt
Organism: Adineta ricciae
Lineage: Eukaryota; Metazoa; Rotifera; Eurotatoria; Adinetida; Adinetidae
Source: the annotation of a GenBank genome assembly
AUGCCAUCCUUAGCAGGCAAAACUAUUUUCAUUACUGGAGCAUCACGUGGCAUCGGCAAACAAAUUGCUUUACGAUGUGCACGAGACAAGGCAAAUAUUGUUAUUGCUGCCAAAACAACCGUUCCACACCCGAAACUACCCGGAACAAUCUAUACAGCAGCUGAAGAAAUUGAAAAAGCUGGAGGAAAAUGUCUACCAUGCGUUGUUGAUGUACGUGACGAAGAACAAGUCAUCAAAGCAUUCGAAGAAGCUGCAAAGAAAUUCGGUGGCAUCGAUAUUCUAAUUAACAAUGCAUCAGCUAUUUCCUUAACUAAUACCACAGAUACACCAAUGAAACGUUAUGAUCUAAUGCAUUCAAUUAAUGCACGCGGUACUUUUCUUUGUUCGAAGGUCGCCAUACCAUAUCUAAAGAAAUCUUCCAACCCGCAUAUUUUGAUGAACUCGCCGCCAAUAUCAGUAAAUCCAUUCUGGUUCAAAAGCCAUGUUGCCUACACUGUUGCUAAGUACAAUAUGUCGUUAUACGCGCUUGGUCUUUCAGCUGAAUUACGUGAAUUCGGUAUUGCUGUCAAUGCUCUAUGGCCGAAAACUGCCAUUGAUACCGAUGCUAUCACCUUGAUUGCCGGAGAAGAUCAUCGCAAACGAUGUCGUCGACCCGAAAUCAUGGCCGAUGCGGCCUAUGCCGUUCUUACUCAAGAUAGUCGAUCAUGCACUGGUAAUUUUUUUAUUGACGAAACACUUCUUCGUCAACAAGGUGUAACUGAUUUCGAUCAAUAUGCUGUGGUUCCUGGCACCAAGGAUUUCGUACUUGACUUUUUCCUUGAUGAAAACUUGUCGCAAUUACAACAAGAAAAAUCUCCCCUGGGAAUGGCGAAAUCAGCUGCCAGUGCAGCAAGCGGAGCAGCACCGAGUAUUGAACAAGUUUUUGAUCAAAUCAAGACAUUGUUAAAACCGGAACUAUUAAAACAAAUCAAUAGCGUUUAUGCGUUUGAUUUGCAGGGUGAUAAAUGGUAUUUAGAUAUGAAAAACGACAAUGGAAGUGCUGGUCAAGGUGAACCACCAUCGGGCAAAGCUCAAUGCACAUUUAAAAUGUCGAAAAGUGACUUUGCAGCAAUGUUCGCAGGAAANUCAGGUGAUAAAUGGUAUUUAGAUAUGAAAAACGACAAUGGAAGUGCUGGUCAAGGUGAACCACCAUCGGGCAAAGCUCAAUGCACAUUUAAAAUGUCGAAAAGUGACUUUGCAGCAAUGUUCGCAGGAAAACUAAAACCAACUGCAGCAUUCAUGGGUGGUAAAUUAAAAAUUCAAGGCGAUUUACCAACCGCACUCAAAUUGGAAAAACUUCUUCAACAAAUGGUAAAAUCCAAGCUUUAA